Molecule: messenger RNA, 2025 nt
Organism: Pezoporus flaviventris
Lineage: Eukaryota; Metazoa; Chordata; Aves; Psittaciformes; Psittacidae
Gene: METTL18
Product: methyltransferase 18, RPL3 N3(tau)-histidine
Exons: 1
Coding region: 244-1293 (349 amino acids)
Biological process (GO): peptidyl-histidine methylation, to form tele-methylhistidine
Molecular function (GO): protein-L-histidine N-tele-methyltransferase activity
Source: RefSeq, a predicted model, not a curated record
ACUAUUUGGCAGUUUAAUGAUACGUAAAACUAUUUAUUUCCAGAUGUUGUUCACCUGAUCAUUGGUAAAACAUCUGAGAUUCUACCUGCAGAGCACUCUUCCCCAUAGCAAUAACUGCAUAAAAACAUUCUCUACAGAAAAAAGAAAAAUAAUGUUGUUUAUAUCAGGAUUGCUUUUAGAUGACUGUUUCUGGUUGUAAUAAAUUAAGGUGACUGCUGGUUUUUGUUACUGCUAUUCCUGAAAAUGGCUUUUCGAUUUAAUUUUUCUAUUGAUGAAUAUGACAACAAUGAAGCAGACACUCAUGAUAAGAUGGACUUACAACUGCACUCUCCAAAACACAAGCAGAAAUCCACAGAAAAAAAUAGGCAAGCUGCUGAUGCUGUAGGAGACCCCAGCCCAAGGCUGGGUACCAGUAAUCACCAAGAUGAGAAACCAUCACAGAAAACUUUGUGCUUUAAAGUUGCCAAGGAGCAUAACAUACCUGAAGAUCUCAACAAAGUAUUGGAAAAUAAAGUCAUGGAAACAGUAUCAGGCCUGUAUUACAUAAACAUGUCUGUAGUGGAAAUGAAAUGCUUGGGUAAUGCUGAUGAAGAAGGCAUUGUGUCUAAAAGUGUUUCUUCUCAUUCUGAUCUCAUCCCGGGAGUCUAUGAGGGAGGACUGAAAAUUUGGGAAUGCACCUUUGAUCUUAUAGACUACUUUUCUGAGGCUGAAAUACAAUUCGCCAACAAGACUGUAUUGGAUCUUGGCUGUGGGGCUGGUCUGCUGGGAAUAGUUGCUUUAAAGGGUAAAGCUGAAAAAGUCCAUUUUCAGGACUACAACAGCACAGUGAUUGAUGAAAUAACUUUGCCUAAUGCAGUGGCUAACUGCAUAAGGACAGGCAGUGGAGGUGACACUAAAACUAGCCAGCCUCCUUCAAAGAGGCCCAAGAAAGCAGAGCAUCUACCUGAUGUGCUCACCAGAUGCAGAUUUUUUUCUGGAGAGUGGUCUGAAGUCAGCCAGCUUCUGUUAAGCAGCAAGAAACCCUUUUCAAAGUACGAUGUAAUACUCACAUCUGAGACUAUCUAUAAUCCCGACUACUAUGGUUCUUUGCAUGACACACUGGCUCAGCUCUUGGAUAAAAAUGGCCGGGUGUAUUUGGCAAGCAAAGAACAUUAUUUUGGGGUUGGUGGUGGUAUCCUCCUCUUUGAGAAAUUCAUUGAGGACAGAAAUGUGUUUAAGACCAGCACAGUUAAAACAAUUGACAAAGGACUGCAGCGGUGUAUUAUUGAAAUGGCCUUUAAAGAGUCCAGUUAAAAUUCAACCACUGGUCCUUCAGAAAUAUGCUGAAGACAAAACGUUUUAUUCCUCAUGUCUCUGCUUUUUCCUCUCUUGAGUUAUUCUGGUUUGAUAGAUUAAGGAUGCUAGUUAUUGAGAUGUUUGACAAAUUCUGAUGUCUGACUAGAAGUGAAGGACUCUUCUGAAUCUAAUUUUGGACAGAAAAGGAGUUCUGCUUAAACCUACGUCUGUUUAUGCCAAUUAAUUAUCAUUUACAUGUAUUUUUAAAUGAAGUAAGUCACUGUCCCCUGUCCCUGACUCUAAUGCUUUGGCAGUGCCAGAACUGGAAGUCACAGGAGCGGCUGCUGAGUGCAGCCUCAACGAAGAUGAUUUAUCAUCCUCAUGUGGUGGGAGAAGCAGCUCCCGGCGGUCAGGCUCCCAGCUCUGAUACGGUUUAACUGCAGCAUCAGGAUUUCAGUGGACUGCAUGCCUAUGUGCUCUGCUGCUUUGCCACCAGAGGGCGAUAUGACUGUAUUUAUCAUUUGCCUUCUAUUCUGCUAGCAAUUCCACGAAAUCUUUUGUCAUGUUUCCAUAUAUAACACACACGAUUUUUAUUCAAGCCUUUGAAAAACUGCACCAGAGACUAUUUACUACUGUGGUCUGUGAAUUUUCACGUUCAGAUUUUGACAUGCCACUCUAAGAAAAUUUCAGAAAAUAAUUGGGAAAAGCUGUACUGUUUUCAGAAAUAAAUAAAACGUUUCUAUUUUAGAA